UAACCCGUUUGGACCGUGCCUUCCCAUUAGCGAUAUGCGUAGCUUAGUCAAUGGCGACAUCAAAGAAGAUGGCAGCGCAGAGAGCCGUCGAGUCCAUGGCAGAAGACCUGACAGAGGCAGACGAGAGAAGCAACCUCUCCGAUUCUACUCAGCCGCUUCCGUUCCUCGAGGUCUAUUGCUGGAGCUCUGGUAAAGUACGGCGGUUUGCUGCUGGAACUGCAGCUGGUUAUGCUUUGCUUGUAAUCAAUAAGAAGUUGGAUGCUGGUGAUUGCCAAGCCUUGCUCAUUGAGGCUGCUAAAGAAGGGGAAGAACCUGUGGUCUUUGGCCCUAAUGCUGUUCUUAUUAACUAUGGCAAAGGCUGGAAGUUGCAGACUGUUACUGCUGAAGGAUACAAGGAGGCAAUUGGAGAGCAUCAGAGAUCAAAAAUUUCUCCGGAUAUCAUGCAAUCACCCAACUCCAAAUCCUUAGAGAAGCCUGAAACAAUGGGUCAGCAAAGUUCAACAUUCAAUCUCUUGUACAUCAGCAAAAUAUUAUUAGUCUUUGCCCUCAUGUUCAUGUUCGGAGGAGCACUCACCUUCUUACUAGAAAAUCUACCCGCUGCUAAACUCUCAUCCUUAUAUACUUUAUGAAUUAUAUCUCUGCGCAAAGGUGCUUAUUGUGAAAUGUAAUUUGAUAGGAGUUUUAAAUAAAACCUGCUUGCUUAACAUCCAUUUGAAAGUUUGUGGCAUUACCCAGGUUUUAAGUUGUUGUGUAGAACAUGUAGAAGGUGUACUUGUUGAUUAUAAAAUUGCUUGUUGAGCUGAAUUGACUUUUUUUUUAA
Zingiber officinale is the source of this 820-nucleotide messenger RNA. RefSeq lists its product as uncharacterized. Lineage: Eukaryota; Viridiplantae; Streptophyta; Magnoliopsida; Zingiberales; Zingiberaceae. Bases 51 to 629 code for a protein of 192 amino acids. The record is from RefSeq and is a predicted model, not a curated record. The transcript has 4 exons.